Messenger RNA from Spirodela intermedia, 6551 nucleotides. NCBI's taxonomy places the organism in Eukaryota, Viridiplantae, Streptophyta, Magnoliopsida, Alismatales, Araceae. The record is from the annotation of a GenBank genome assembly.
AUGAAAGAUGACAUGAAACAAAGCCGUGGUGUGUUUUAUAUCGUCCAAUUUAACUUAGAUACUGAGAUUGACUUUUGGUUGUAUUUUUCUGCUUACUUCUCAUUGCCUGCUUAUCACUCGUGAAAGGCUGUGGCUUUGUAAAGUUUUCUCAUAGAGACAUGGCCUCGGCAGCAAUAGAUGCUCUCAAUGGAAAAUACACAAUGAGGGUAAAAUUGUAUUUCUCUCAGGAAAUUUCAUAAUUAUGUAACUUAUCAUGGUGUAUUUAUAGUUUUUUAUGUAUGACUAGGGAUGUGAUCAACCUUUAACGGUCAGGUUUGCAGAUCCUAAGAAGCCUCGUCCAGGGGAGUCAAGGUUAUACAAUAUUCCAUUUGUUUAUAAUUCGCGGAGUUGCUUUUGCAAUCUCUCUGGCAUCUUGCAUCACAUUCUAUUUAAAGAUAUAUCUUCUGCAGGGGUGGACCUGCAUUUGGUGGUCCGGGUUAUGGUCCAAGAUCUCAGCCGCCAUCAGGACCUAGGUAUGUUUUAUGCGGAUUAAACACAGUCCAAAUAAUUUGCCUUAUUGAAACCAAUGUUUAUCAACUCAGUGUGAUCGAUCUUGACUCUUACGAGUCAGAUCGAUUUUUCAAGAUUCUAGUCCACGAUGAUAUCUAUUUCAUGUUGAAGUUUAUUUUUGAAAAUAUUUUUAUUGCGGUUUGCUCAUAGACUAGUAUUUAUCCAAUCUGAUUUGGGACAUGCUUAGUAUGAUACAAUUUUAUUUUAUUUUACUGAACAUUGAGUCAGUCUGUCUUGAUUGAAUUAAAUCGUUUGAUGUUUGUGCUUAUGCACCUUUUUCACUUGCUUGGUUUUCAUAUUUGUAUUUUUAUUUUAUGUUGCCAAUUAAAAUCAGUAAACCUACCACUAAGAGACGUAUAACUUACUCAUCUAGUGCCUGGCAUCCUCCAAGCCCACGAUCACGUGGUCCAUCUGAUGGUGACAGAUCUUCCAAAAUUGGUGUCCCAACUCCUUCCUCGUUAGUGAGUAUCUGUUGCUUUUUUUUACGUCCUUAAUGAGAACACGACACCAGUUGGAUAAUUUCCUGACUACAAAUCUUGCGAAAUUCAUAGCCUGGUUCCUUGGGUCCUCUUGGCGGUCCAACGAAUGGUUCCAUUCCAGGGGUUGUGCUGACAUCGUCAUCUAUGCCACAACAGGUGCUUGUUGUUUUCACUUCAGUACAACGCUAGGAUUUAAUUUCUUUUCUGCAACUGUGAUUGACAACCUUGUUGUGUCUGUAGUUGCCUCGAUUUUCUCCAUGUGAAUUUUUAACUUCUUUUAAUAAUAGUGAAUAUUUAGUGCUAUUACUAAUUUUAUCCAUUCAGAAUGUGAUUGCGCAUAGAUUUAAGUCAUCUUCUUUGCACCGUGUAAGCAUGUGAUUGCAAGCUGUUGGAAAUGAACCAAGUACUGUUGGGGUAUGGUUACUUUUGCCCCUUAAUCAAUUACUGACUUUGUGAGGCAGCUCAGAUUCGUUGACCUACUGAAGGAGUGUCUGUAAUAUUGUGCUUCCUAGAGGAUUUUGUUGACUGGUAUCCUAGAGGAAUCGAGUUUCUAGUCUCAAAAUGUCAACACGUUGUUGAUCUUUGGGAGGCCAGAGCAAUGCUAUGGGGGCAAAAUGAUGAUGCGUCCUGCUCUAUUGAUGAAACUUGAGAGCAUAUGUUGAUUUUGCCAUUUCUGGUAUUAGUCGAUUCUUUUGAAUUUCCCUGGGUUUUGCUGCCAUAUACUCAAACUGACACCAUUGAAUCGUUAAACCUAAAAUAUAAGAAAGAUUUAUUCUCACAACGCAUAUUCAUGCAAACCUAGUGGUCAUUGUUGUGAUCCUUUUUUUCGGUGCGCUUGCUAGGAUCUUCAAUUAUAUUUUCUCUAAAUUAAUUUAAAAUUCUCCUCAUCGGGUUAGAAUUCUGAAUUCUGAAUCAUGAUAUCAUGGGAAUCUGGGCGAGUGAACAGGAGACAUGUUAAACUGGAAGGGUGCAUUUGAUAAAAUUGAAACUAAGUAAGAAAUUUGAGGUUUCAUAUCUUCAAUUUGAGUAUCUCAGAAGUACUAAAAUUAAGUAACUCUGAUAAGUAGGCUCUUGGAGGUUGGUUUUAAGUACGUUUCAGUUUUUUUUUAAUUUGAUCUUCUGAUUCUCACAUCCUCUGUGUGUGUGUGUGUGUGUGUGUUUCAUCCAGGGCUUUAGUCCAUCUAUCGCCCAAGUGCCACUUAUGGGUCAGCAGGUACUGCCAUUGCAGAAGCCGCUCAUGUCCCCGAAGCACUUGCAACAGUCCUUGCAGAUGCACCCCCCGCCGCAAUCUUCAGUGCCUUAUUCACAGGGGCAGCCUUUGCAGGCACCAAUGCACCAGCAGCUUGGCCAAAUGCAGAUCCCUCUGUCUGGCGGUCUGGGCUCGUUUCCCCAGGCUGCUCUGCCUGGUCAACAAUUAGUUGGGAUUGGUGGCCAGUUGCCGGCUUCGCAGGCAUUGAUGCAGCAGCAGCAGCAGCAGCCGCCUUUGGGCAUGUCAACUACCGGUCAACAGCAGUUGACUGCCCCCAACAUCCCUCCCCAGCUGCUUCAGCAACCUGUCCAGCAGUCUCCGACUCAAAUGAUGCUGCAGCAGCAGACACAGAGCCUGCAGUCCACAUUUCAGUCUACCCAGCAGGCAUUUUCCCAGCUCCAGCAGCAGUUGCAGCAGAUGCAGCCAUCCCUGAGUCAGCAUCAGGGCUCCCAAGCUACUAAGCAGCAGGUGCUGAGCUACCUAAAUCUCUCUCUCUCUCUCUCUCGAUAGAUUUGCAUGUUCUAUAGCUUUUGCCACUGGUCCUGUACCUAAAUCUCAACGUCGCAGUCUCCCUGGAGUGGAGGUGUGCAGCAUCCGGUCUCCAGUGGCCCUGCAGCUGUAACGACUGCAGCAGUUGGUUCUUCAGUUGUGGGUGCGACUCCUUCCAUGCCGGUAUCAUCCGCCAUGACAGCAGGACCCCCCACCUGUAACUGGACCGAGCACACCUCUCCCGAAGGCUACAAGUACUAUUAUAACAGUAUGACAAAGGAAAGCAAGGUGGGGUUUUUCCCAUCUGUCUUCGACUUUUUUUUCCCUUUUUUUGUGUCUUUUCAUCAAUCUAACUUUGCAAGUGACCCACACAAUGGGUCUUCCUCAGUGGGAGAAACCCGAAGAGCUGUCCCUCUUUGAACAACAACAGCAGCAGAAGUUACAGUCGCUGCAGAAAUCGGCUGUUUCUCAGCUUCAGACACAGACCCAGCCGCAGUUGCCGCCUCAGGUUCAGUCAACUCAGCAACAUAUGGCUCAACUCCAGCAGGCGCAAGGUCAGAUGCAGAUCAGGCAGCAGGCACCGACGCAGCAGCUGCAACCUGCUCUGGUGGUCAGUUUUCAUGAACUUCCUAAUAGCAAGGUUUCAAACUCUGUUCUUUGAUUCACGUGGUGUCUGUGUUUUUUAUUUUAUUUUUAUAAAUUUCAGCAACAGUAUCAGGCUCCUGGAGCUCUUAGCAAUCAAAUUACUCAGGUAAUCAAAAGACGAGUUUUAUUUUCUUGUUUCUAGAACGGUUGUGAAGUGCGAGUUUCUUUUCUUUUGUUUUGGUUCUUUGUGGGAUUUACAUCACGAGAACAUUUGGAUGUGUUUAAUUUAUUAGUUAUGCUCCUUAUAGGAUCUGGGUUAUGGCCAUGCGCAGGCCCGUGGGGCCAUUGAUCCUGCUCGUAUUCAGCAGGUAUUUAUUUAUUUCCACAUGGACCUCUCUCUCUCUUCUUUUUUUUUUUAUAAUCUCACUCCCACUUUAUUUUGCUGUCGAGGCGUGACAAACUCUCUCUCUCCCUCCUCUUUUUUUGUAUUUUUAUCUCACUCCCACUUUAUUUUGCUGUUGAAGCGUGAAAGUCUCUCUCUCUCUCUCUCUCUCUCUCUCUCUCUCUCUCUCUCUCUCUCUCUCUCUUUAUUUGUUUACAUAUAACUUGCAGGGACUUCAGGCCGCUCAGGAAUGGAUAUGGAAGAACAAACCAGCAGGUCUGUGACUCUCCUCGUCUAGCCCAUUGAUUCCCCUUGCAAUGCCCUCUUGCUCAAUCUGGGUUCCCCCCUUGGCAAAACCCAUAUCGAGAAUCUCUCUCUCUAGAUCUGUGCCGAUGCAGUAUGAUUUUUGAUGUGGGUUUUUACUGCACUGUGUGAUGUGAGCAUCUCCUUCUCCCCCACAUUCUGCAGGCACUUGAGAUGGUGAUGGCUUUUGCGAGCCGCUGUAGAGCGGAGAGGCCCACAACGCUGCUAACAUUGCUGUUUUUCCCCCUUUUCUUCCUCUUCUUCUUCUUCUGGUCCGUACCUCCGGGAAACCCCCCACCCCCCGGCGACAGCCUGUAGGGCGCUGUUAUGUCACUGCUGGACAGACGAGUGAGGAGUUUGGAGGGUAAUUCUCAUGGGGAAUGAAGAGAGAGAGAGAGAGAAGGAAAAAGGAAGGUCCUUUGUGCUCGGCUCUUUAUAUCCCUCUGUGACUUGGGUACUGGCCCUUCUGUCUAGAGAGAGAAAGUAAAGGUAUAGGUGGGUCCGGCUGCCCCAUCACUUUCCUGCAAGACAGAGUGCGUCCCACUCCCUCAUACGGGACCUUUUCAGCGACGGUCACUUGGGUGGGUACUCGUCCUUCGGAUCUAGAGAGAAAGUAGAAGCGGGCCCCCCGGUUGAUUCGCUCUUUCCCGCAUCUCCCCCCUCCAUAGAUCAGAUCUCUUACUAGAGAGAGAGAGAGAGAGAGAGAGAGAGAGAGAGAGAGACAUAUCUCUACAUGUCCUUUCACACAUGCAGAGAGCUGCAUGGGAAGGAGACAAGGACGAUCUGCAGGCCUCCCUCACCUCGUUCUUCACCUCCUGGCCUACGCCCGCCUGGCAUCAUCUCCCCCUCUCGAUCUACCUUCCCCCCCUCCGCCCAUUGUCGGCGUUUUUACCAGCAGCCAGUAAAGCUCUCUUCGAUUAUGAGAAGCUUGCAUCCCUUCGACGAGAAUCUCUCUCUAGACAAGUAUCACAUAUUGAUUAAAUCUCACUGUUUUUCUGUAUAGAGAUUUAGGAAGGGUUUGGUUGCCCAUGUUGGAGUCGGUGGUUAGCUACUUCCAAACUCAUCUUCCUCAUUGAUAAAUAAAUCUUUUAAGACUCUUAUUAUCAGACAUUAGUUUUUAUUUAAUUAUUUAGUUAUUAUUAUUUCCCAUGAAGCUGUUCAUCGUCUGGCGUUGAUUGAGGUUGUGGAAAUCAGGGUAGAAGAGAGUCAGGGCUUUUGGUGUUUGCGGUAAUGUAAUGGGUUUUACUUUCCUUUUAAGUAUGAAGAAUCCUUCCAGUCUUUUUGCCUGUAUAAAAACGCAGCCAACUUCUAUCUCUCAUCUCGCAGCUACAUCUCUCUCUCUCUCUCUCUCUCUCUCUCUUUUUCUCUAUCUCUCGCUCUCUCAGCCGUCACCAUGGCUACCGCAGUUCUCUGUGUUUCCUUCCUUCUUCUCGUCUACUCCUCCUUCGUCUCCGGCGGCUACAGUGGGGGCAUCAUCCCCCCCAAGGAGCCGACGCCGUGGCCGUCGAGGAAGGGAUUUCCGGCGAGGCCGCCCACCAAGUUCCCGCCCGCGAACCCCUUCUGCCCCCGCGACGCCGUCAAGCUCGGCGCCUGCGCGGGCCUGCUCGGUGUCGGCGGUGUCGUCGUGGGGACGCCGGCGAGCAAGGGCGCGUGCUGCGCCGUGCUCGGCGGGCUCGCCGGAGCGGAGGUGGCGGCAUGCCUCUGCACCGUCGCUAAGGAGAGCGUCCUCGGGAUCGUCACCGAGUGGACGGUCGCCGUCAGCGCGGUGGUAAGCGCCUGCAAGACGAAGGUCCCCGCGGGCUUCAAGUGCCUCUGAAACCGUGCGUGCACCACCAUUCUUCUCUGGUUGUACCCCCCUCUCCCCCUCUCACUCCCCCCGUCGGCUUCAAGUGCGUCUGAAACUGUGCGCAUGUGCCACCAUUCUUCUCCUUCGGCUCUCUCUACUUCCCUUAUCUCUCUGGUUGUACCUCCGUACCGGGUCUCUUUCUCUCUCUAUGGACCGAAUCUUUUCUCGUGUAAUGCGACACUGUGACGCCUUCAAUGUUCUGAUUCAAUGGCCGCACUCAACGGCAGAAGAAACCAGGCUAUGGGUUUUGUGGGGGAAGAAGGAAGGGGAAGACGAAGAUAGGAUGGCGGCCAUGACAGACGUCCGAGGAGGUUUUCCAUGGAAUUCCCAAGUAGUGGCGUACAAGGUUUCUCCAUAGAUAUAGUAAGAUAUGGAAGGAACAGGCCAUCUUACUAUGAAAGAUUUUUUGUAGAUCAUUUUAAUAUGGCGGCAGACGGGGAAGGCAGCUGAGCUUGCCGAGGAAAGGAUCAGAGGGAGGCUGGCAAUCAGAGUUGUGUCAAUCUUCAUCGCUCUCAUAAUUCUGGCACAGAGAUGAGAGCACUGUGCUUGCUUCGGGGGGGUUCUUCUUGGGCGCCGCUCCUCCAUUGGAGGAAACCCCACUGGGCGGCGGCGGCGGCGGCUCGCCGGCGUCGUGGGCCGGGCGGGGCUUCUUGGCGACGGUCACCAUGA